CUGCUGAGCCACUCAGCCAUGCCUGAAGGAGCCCGUGGACUGAACCUGUCCAGACCCAGCCCCAGCCUCGGGUGUGACCGCAGAGGUGAAGUGUGUGACUGUGCAACUGUGUGUGAGUCUCGGACAGCCUCUGCCAUGGCCUCCCCCCGAGGGUCUGGGAGCUCCACAUCCUUGAGCACAGUGGGCUCUGAGGGGGACCCGGCCCCGGGGCCCACUCCAGCGUGCUCAUCCUCCAUGCCAGAGCCCCUUCCAGGGCCCCCCAUCCGCCUGCAUCUGUCGCCCAUGGGGAUCCCGGGUUCAGCAAAACCCUCAAGGCUGGAGCGUGUGGCCCGUGAGAUCGUGGAGACAGAGCGGGCCUAUGUCCGUGACCUCUGCAGCAUCGUGGAGGACUACCUGGGCCCUCUUCUGGAUGGUGGGGUCCUGGGGCUGAGCGUGGAGCAGGUGGGCACGCUGUUUGCCAACAUUGAGGACAUCUACGAGUUCAGCAGUGAGCUCCUGGAAGACUUGGAGGGCAGCAGCAGUGCAGGGGCCAUUGCCGAGUGCUUUGUUCAGAGGAGCGAGGACUUUGACAUCUACACAUUGUACUGCAUGAACUACCCGAGCUCCCUGGCCCUGCUUCGGGAGCUGUCGCUGUCUCCACCAGCAGCCCUGUGGCUGCAGGAGCGUCAGGCCCAGCUUCGCCACUCGCUGCCCCUGCAGAGCUUCCUGCUGAAACCUGUUCAGCGCAUCCUCAAGUACCAUCUGCUGCUGCAGGAACUAGGCAAACACUGGGCAGAGGGCCCUGGUGCUGCGGGCCGUGAGAUGGUGGAGGAAGCUAUUGUGUCUAUGACAGCGGUUGCCUGGUACAUCAACGAUAUGAAACGCAAGCAGGAGCACGCCGCGCGCCUCCAGGAAGUGCAGCGGCGGCUAGGCGGCUGGACUGGUCCGGAGCUCAGUGCUUUUGGGGAGCUGGUGCUGGAGGGCGCCUUCCGAGAUGGUGGAGGGAGCGGCCCCCGGCUACGAGGGGGUGAGCGACUGCUCUUCUUAUUCUCACGGAUGCUGCUCGUGGCCAAGCGCCGGGGUCCCGAAUACACCUACAAGGGCCACAUCUUCUGCUGCAACCUGAGUGUGAGUGAGAGUCCUCGAGACCCUCUAGGGUUCAAGGUAUCUGAUCUGACCAUUCCCAAGCACAGGCACCUGCUCCAGGCCAAGAACCAAGAAGAGAAGAGGCUGUGGGUUCACUGUCUCCAGCGCCUCUUCUUUGAGAACCACCCUGCCUCCAUCCCUGCCAAGGCAAAACAAGUUCUCCUUGAAAACAGCCUGCACUUUGCUCCGAAAAGUAAGCCUAUCCCAGAGCCCCCGACACCCCCACUUGGGUCUCCCCGACCUCGAGAUGCCAGAAGUUUCACCCCUGGACGAAGGAACACAGCUCCAUCUCCAGGACCCUCUGCUAGUCGCCGUGGCCGCAGGCAGUCUGUGCCAGAGAAGGACCCUUAUGUCACGUUUCCACAGAAUGCUAAGCCUAGAUUGAAGCACGCUGGCAGUGAAGGAGAGCUCUGCUCCGCCUCAGAAUCUCAGCCCCCAGUUUCAGCUUCCGGAUCCCCUGAGGACCUGGAGGAUGUUGGACCCCCCACACUGGACCCCUCUGGGACCUCAAUCACUGAAGAAAUCCUGGAACUGCUGAACCAGAGAGGCCUCCGUGAUCCGGGGCCAUCUGACCAUGACAUUCCCAAGUUCCCUGGAGACUCCCAGGUGCCAGGCGACAGUGAAACCCUCACAUUCCAAGCCCUGCCCAGCCGGGACUCUUCAGAAGAGGAGGAGGAAGAGCUUGAAAUGGAUGAACGGGAGCCUUCCCCACUCCAUGUCUUAGAGGGGCUUGAAAGUUCCAGUGCAGCUGAAAUUCCCGACAUUCCCAGCAUCCCUGAAAUUCCUGACCAUUCUGAAAUUCCCAAAGUUCCUUGCCUUCCCAGUCUCUCUGACAUUUCCAGUGUUUUUGAAAUGUCCUGCCGUCCAGCCAUACCUAGUGUCCCUGACAUUCCCAGUCUUUCCAGCGUUCCUGCCCUCCCCUGUGACUCCUGGCUCCGGGGACCUCUGCAGGAAUCAGCUGAGGCUCUAGCCACCAGGAGAGAACUGUUCCCUGGAAUCAGUCCUGGAGAACUGGGGAAGCCCUCCUUAGGAAGCAGGGCAGGGCAGGAGGAGGGUGAAGAAGGAGUAUCAUUCCCAGAUUUCCAGGCCCAGGAUGUCACCCAGGAUCAGGCAUUCCCAGAGAAGCUUGAAUUCCGCUCUUGCUCAGAAAUCCGGAGUGCCUGGCAGGCAUUGGAGCAGGGGCAGCUGGCCCGGCCUGGCUUCCCAGAGCCACUGCUGAUCCUGGAGGAUUCAGAUCUGGGUGGAGGCAGCGAGACUGGGAAGGCAGGAACUCCGAGUUCGGAGAGAGCAGCGUCCCGAGUGCGAGAGCUGGCCCGCCUCUACAGCGAGCGGAUCCAGCAGAUGCAGCGGGCUGAGACACGGGUAUCAGCUAAUGCCCCCCGACGCCGGCCACGGGUUCUGGCUCAACCCCAGCCUUCUCCCUGCCUGCCUCAGGAACAAGUUGAGCCAGGGCCCCUGCCUGCCUUUGGACACGUGCUGGUAUGUGAGCUGGCCUUCCCACUGACUUGCGCCCAGGAAUCUGUUCCCCUGGGCCCUGCUGUCCGGAUUCAAGCUGCCACACCUUUGUUUAAGCAGGGAGGCUGCCUGGAUGGCCAGGGUCUACAUGUUUUAGAUUUGCCUGAGCAAGAUCAUUUGGAUAUCCACAUUCCAGCUACUACCCCUCUUCCUGAGCAAGGAGGCCUCUGGAAUAUUCAGGCUCCAGCAACCACACCUUUGCCCAAGCAGGAAGGCCCCCCAAGCAUUCAGGUUCCAGCUAUUACAACUUUGCCUGAUCAAGGACACCUGGAAAUCCAAGUUCCAGCUACCAUUCCUUUGCCUAAACAGAGAAACCACAUGGAUAUACCACAUCCAUCUACCACUUUUUUCCCUGAGGAAGGAUGCCACAUGGAAAUCCAAGUUCCAGCCACUACUCCCAUGCCCAAGCAGCAAAGCCACCUAGACAGCCAGAGCCCAACCACUAUCCUAAUAACUAAGGAAAGAGGUUCCAGGGAAGUUCAGGUCCCAGCCACUGACUGCGAUCAAGCCGUCAACCCUUUGCUUAUGCAUGGAAGCAGCCUGGACCAUCAGGUCCCAGCCAACGUUCCACUGCCCUUGUCAUGUGACCUACCAGACAUUCAGGUUCCAGGUCCCUCACUUUUGCCUGCACAUGGAGACCACCUGGUCUCAGCUGAUGCUCCACUGCCUUUGUCCCAAGAUGUCCCAGACAUUCAGGUCCCAGCUGCCACACCUGUGCCCCAGCCACAAGGCCUCACAGACAUCCAGGUCCAAGUCCUUCCACCUUUUCCCAAGCUGGGAGGCCUCCCAGACAUGCAGGGUCCAGCUGCUGCACCUCUGCUUCAGGAGCAAAGCCUCACAGGCACACGGGUCCAAAAUGUCACACCUUUGUUGGAGCAGAAGAGCCUCACAGACAUCCAUUUUGCAGCUGCCACACCUUUAUCUGAGCAAGGAGGCUCUCUGGACAUUCAGGGCCUGUUACCCACCCCAGUUCAGACCACCAUGGUUUUGUCCAAGCCAGGAGGCCACUUGGUCUCACAUGUCGCCAGGUCAGAGUCUUCAGACUUGACCCCACCCCAUAGUCCCCCGCCCCCCACCCGUCAGCUCCUGGGCCCCCACGCAGCUGCCCUCUCAAGAUACUUGGCAGCCUCCUGCAUCAGCCAGAGCCUGGCUAGGCGGCAGGGGCCUGGGGGAGAGGUGCCCCCAGCCUCCCGGGGCCCCUGGUCCUCCUCUGCCCCCACAUCACGGGCACCUUCGCCACCACCCCAGCCCCAGCCCCCACCGCCCCCAGCCAGGCGGCUCAGCUAUGCCACCACAGUCAGCAUCCAUGUGGGGGGUGGGGGGCGGCUGCGGCCAGCCAAGGCCCAGGUUAGGUUGAACCACCCUGCUCUUUGCCCCCACCCAGGAAUACACAGGCCUUCGAAGGGCCCAGGGGGCUCCUGAUGCCCCUUUCCACAUGUGAGCCAGGAUGUCAAGCUUCUUAAAAAACAAGGACUUCAGCCAGAUGUCAAAGACCUUCAGAAGUCCAGACACUGAA
Galeopterus variegatus (Sunda flying lemur) is the source of this 4156-nucleotide messenger RNA. It is a transcript of the gene PLEKHG2, whose product is annotated as pleckstrin homology domain containing, family G (with RhoGef domain) member 2. Gene Ontology annotation, molecular function: guanyl-nucleotide exchange factor activity. The record is from RefSeq and is a predicted model, not a curated record. NCBI's taxonomy places the organism in Eukaryota, Metazoa, Chordata, Mammalia, Dermoptera, Cynocephalidae.